AUGAUGUUUGCCUCCGGUCUUCACCUGGUCCUACUUCUGCUGUUAACCAUCACUUGCCUAACCGCACAAGCUGCAAAUCCUGAUUGCACCCAUGUUGCAGACUUUGAUAACUGUGCAGGUGAUACAGUCGAUUUUUGCCCUAAGGGGAUUGCCUGCAGUUGUAAAGAUAAAGUUCCUUAUUGCAACUGUCCCUCCUACCGAAACAAAUGGGAAGAUUAUUGGUACAUGGGGCCCCAAUGUAAUUAUCUGUGGAGCACCCUGGACUUGAUAUUGAUGAUCGUGGUUCCUGCAGUAACAUUGUCUACAGUCGUCUUCACCUUAAUGCAGUGGAUUGCCUACUGUAGAAGCCAGCCGAAAAAGAGCAGAAGUCAAGGAAGGCAAUCAAGGCUCCCAGCUCCUGUCAUCUCAAAUAAUCCCCAAGGACAGCUGGGCGCCUUUGUGAUCCAAAAGCAAGAGGAGAUCCCCUUUCCUGACAGAUUCAGCUACUCACUCCAGAGACCUCUUCCAAGGAUAGUCCCACCUGCCCAAGCUGCCCGGAGUAUCCACUGGGUGAAUGACAUCCCAAGUGCAGAUUAUGAUCAAGAAAUCUCAUUUGAAGAUCUGCCUAUGAGGCAGCUUCCGAAACCUAAGACAUCGUUUCCGCUUCCUGAUUAUGGGGAGAAUAGUUCCCAGCCAAUGAACUAUCUCAGUACUAAUCCACCCACUAGAUAUGUUCGUCCACAGUAUACAUAUAACUAAAAGGAAUUUCAGAAAACUAAG
This is a messenger RNA of Notechis scutatus (mainland tiger snake), 759 nucleotides long. RefSeq lists its product as uncharacterized. The record is from RefSeq and is a predicted model, not a curated record. Lineage: Eukaryota; Metazoa; Chordata; Lepidosauria; Squamata; Elapidae.